This is a messenger RNA of Talaromyces marneffei, 2130 nucleotides long. RefSeq lists its product as uncharacterized. Gene Ontology annotation, biological process: DNA-templated transcription; regulation of DNA-templated transcription. The transcript has 7 exons. The record is from RefSeq and is a predicted model, not a curated record. Gene Ontology annotation, cellular component: nucleus. NCBI's taxonomy places the organism in Eukaryota, Fungi, Ascomycota, Eurotiomycetes, Eurotiales, Trichocomaceae. Gene Ontology annotation, molecular function: zinc ion binding; DNA-binding transcription factor activity, RNA polymerase II-specific; transcription cis-regulatory region binding. The coding region runs from base 1 to 2130 and encodes 709 amino acids.
AUGACCAGUUAUGGCGGCCCGUCCAUACUGAACCCAGAUUUUCGACGCACACUCGGGGGUGUCGUCGGUGUCACUGGGCCGUUGCCGAUGGUUUCUCCGCCAGGUCCCGAUGCCUCUGCCCUGCGAACCACCGCCGCCAGAUCCAACGGCCCGGUAUUAGGAUCUAUCUUAUCUGGUGGUUCUGGUCCUGGGCCUAUCCCUGGGCCUGGCGUUGCUCAGGGGGACAGCUCUCAGCCAAUGAAAAAACGACGAGGGGGGAAUCGGAGGGCCUGUAACGAGUGCAAACAGCAGAAGCUUCGAUGUGAUAUUGUCCAGGCUCCGGCAUCGACAUCAGCCCGCUCGCCUUGCUCACGAUGCAAGAGGUUGAACAUUGACUGCAAGGUAGAACAGUCUUUUAAACGUAUUUCCAAAAGACGUCGCAAUGCGGAAAUGGAAAGAGAGAUUGCCGACCUUCGUCGAAGGCUCGCCACUGGCGAGCGUGCCGAAGGUCUAGUUGAUGGUGACAACCACGAGAUGAAUCAUUCUUCUGGAGAAGUCUAUUACGAUGCUCAUUCUCCACCUACGUCGUCACGAGCACAAUCUUUAUCUGCCUCGGUCGAUCAUCACCCAUCGCCGUUGAGACGAUCAUUGGUACCGACGGAGAGCCCUAUUUCUCAUAGCCCCAAUGCAUGGGUCCUCGAGGACAUUUCGCUGUCGAAGCAGCGUGUUGAUCGGCUUUUUGACCAAUAUUUUAAAUUCUAUCACCCAUUCCUUCCUCUGCUGGACCCAACAAAAGACCCCGAAGAAUGCCGCAGCUGCUCCGAUGUUCUGGCAUGGACAGUCAUUUGUGUGUCUAGCCGGCGUUGUCCAUAUGAGUCUGGAUUACUGGUUUCGUUGUCGGCUCCGUUUAGUAGGCUGCUAUGGGCGAAUAUCAGCAAUGUCCCGCAGAAUUAUCAUGUCGUCAAGGCACUCUGUCUGUUGUGUACAUGGCCUCUGCCGACUACAAGUCAGAAAAGUGAUCAGACUUUUAUGUUGAGUGGCUUGAUGAUGAAUCUGGCUAUGCAGCUGGGUCUGCAUCGUCCUGUGCAGCCAGAAGAGUUUACCACGUUUCGAAUGGAGGUUCGCGGAGAGGAAUUGAAGGAUCGUCUGCAGACGUGGGUUCUUUGCAAUCUUGUUGCACAGAACGUCGCUACUGGGUAUGGUCAACCGCCGAGCACCAUCUACGACUGGGCUUUGGAACCAGCUUCUCUCAAAGCAGCCGAUUACCGGCUACCCGAAGAACUCAAAGUGAGACUGCGAAUUGAAAAAUUUUGCGACCGAGUCACGAGAAGUCUAUACAAUGGACGACCGGAGCCGUCGGAAUUCUUGAGCAUGGACAAACUGCUUCUUGUGGGGAUUUUGGAGAACGAAUUGAAAGAGAUGGAACUGGAUUUUGGUGACAAUCUUUCACAAAUCAACUUGAUACACUUGCGGGCGGCAAAUCUGCAUCUUCGAUAUUUCGUAUUUCUGAGCCAAAAUGCCAGAAGUGAGGAUUUAACCAACCUCUUCCUCGCAACAACAUCCUUCCUCGGGCGCGUACUCGAGCUCGAGACAUCUCCUGGAAAUUUACUCAUCCACGCCACCAACUACAUCCUCCAAAUGAUUGUCUCGGCCGCAUUCGCGCUGAUGAAACUUCUCAAAAGCUCAUUCGCGCGACAAAUCGACAUUGAUCAUGGCAAAUUCCUGUUCAACGGCGCCAUUUCAUCAAUCCGCCGAAUCAGCGUAGUUGACAACGACCGACCCGUUCGCUUGGCGAAUGUCAUAUCCCAAAUGUGGAAUGCAGGCAGUUCGGGCGACGAUGCGCUCCAUCUCGGGAUCCGAAGCCGAAUGAGUAUGAGCCAUGUGUACGAUACAGUGUGGCGCUGGCGACGACGAUUCAAGCAACAAAAAGCCCCUGACGACUCACAAGGAACCAUAACCCAACCCCAAACCACAACCGGGGCCACCGGCCCGCAACCCGACCAUGCCCUGAACAAUGCAUCGUGGAUGCUGCCAGCCAGUUUCGAGGACAACGCCUUUAUGAACGAAGCCAGCUUUUCGGAUUUCUUCGAUUCCUUGAACUGGGUUUUCGACGGUGUGCCUGAUUCUAUUAUUGCGCCGCCCAUUCUGUGA